Messenger RNA from Mangifera indica (mango), 1851 nucleotides. Its product is annotated as sugar carrier protein C-like. Gene Ontology annotation, cellular component: membrane. The record is from RefSeq and is a predicted model, not a curated record. Gene Ontology annotation, biological process: monosaccharide transmembrane transport. Lineage: Eukaryota; Viridiplantae; Streptophyta; Magnoliopsida; Sapindales; Anacardiaceae. The transcript has 4 exons. Gene Ontology annotation, molecular function: monosaccharide transmembrane transporter activity. The coding region runs from base 161 to 1735 and encodes 524 amino acids.
UAGAGCGGACUCUAUAUAUAUAUUGUACUACCGUGCUCGCCUUCAACCUCUCUAUCUCCUUCUUCAGUUAAACAAAACGUCUUCUUCUCUCUUCUCUAUUUGUUUCCCGUUUGAUUUCUUUUACUUUUCUUGGUAAUUCAAGUUCCAAAACACAGACAAAAUGCCUGCUGCUGGAGGUUUCGACAAGGGUACAGGGAAGGCCUACCCUGGAAACCUUACUCCCUUCGUUACCGUAACAUGUAUCGUUGCAGCCAUGGGCGGUCUCAUCUUUGGUUACGAUAUUGGGAUUUCUGGUGGGGUGACUUCAAUGCCAUCGUUUUUGAAGAAGUUCUUCCAUUCUGUGUACGAGAAGCAACAAGCUAAAAAGUCGUCUAAUCAGUACUGCCAAUACAACAGCGAGACGCUGACUCUCUUCACGUCUUCAUUGUAUUUGGCCGCUCUACUCUCCUCCCUUGUUGCUUCCACAGUCACAAGAAAAUUUGGCCGGAAAUUGUCCAUGUUAUUCGGCGGCGUGCUGUUUCUCGCCGGUGGUUUGAUCAAUGGUUUCGCCAAGGCAGUUUGGAUGCUCAUUCUCGGUAGAAUAUUGCUUGGUUUCGGUAUUGGCUUUGCGAAUCAGUCUGUGCCGCUGUACCUUUCUGAGAUGGCUCCAUACAAAUACAGAGGCGCCCUCAACAUUGGCUUUCAAUUGUCAAUCACAGUUGGAAUUCUUAUAGCCAAUGUGUUGAACUAUUUCUUUGCCAAGAUAAAGGGUGGUUGGGGAUGGCGUUUGAGUUUGGGCGGUGCCAUUGUCCCUGCUCUUAUCAUUACAGUGGGCUCAUUGGUCCUCCCUGACACCCCCAAUUCGAUGAUCGAACGUGGCGAGCACGACGAGGCUAAGAGGAAACUCAAGAGAGUUCGCGGUCUCGAUGAUGUUGAUGAGGAGUUUAAUGACUUAGUUGCAGCUAGUGAGGCCUCUAAACUAGUUGAACAUCCAUGGAGGAAUUUGUUAGAGAGGAAAUAUAGGCCUCACCUUACUGUUGCCAUUUUAAUCCCCUUCUUCCAACAACUCACUGGCAUCAAUGUGAUCAUGUUUUAUGCCCCCGUUUUGUUUAACACAAUUGGGUUUGCUAACGAUGCCUCGCUCAUGUCAGCCGUGAUCACUGGUAUCGUUAAUGUUGGUGCCACCAUUGUUUCAAUUCGUUACGUUGACAAGGUUGGAAGAAGGUUUCUUUUCCUUGAGGGUGGAGCACAAAUGUUGAUCUGCCAGAUUGCUGUUGCGGCAUUUAUUGGUGCUAAAUUUGGGACAAAUGGGGAACCUGGUGCGUUGCCAAAGUGGUACGCCAUUGUUGUGGUGCUCUUCAUUUGCAUUUAUGUUGCAGGCUUUGCGUGGUCUUGGGGGCCUCUUGGUUGGCUUGUGCCAAGUGAAAUUUUCCCUCUUGAAAUUCGAUCAGCUGCUCAGAGUAUCAAUGUCUCAGUGAAUAUGCUCUUCACCUUUGCUGUUGCUCAAGUCUUCUUGCAAAUGCUUUGUCACUUCAAGUUCGGUUUAUUCCUCUUCUUCGCCUUCUUUGUGGUGUUGAUGACAAUCUUUAUCUACUUUUUCUUGCCUGAAACAAAGGGAAUCCCCAUUGAAGAAAUGGGUCGAGUAUGGAAGACACACUGGUAUUGGUCCCGAUUUGUUGGUCCAAAUGAUUUUGUGUCGGCUGGAAGCCUUGAAAUGGGCAAAGGAAAUGCUACUCUUCAAGUAAAGAAUGUGUAAUCAAGUUAAUUAUAGGGCUUCUGUUUUUAUUAUGGGAUUUUAUGUCUAGACACCUUAAAGACUUGUUUCCUGAAAAUUUAUAACUUUAUGAACAACUCUAGUUAAUUUUAGUAAAA